Molecule: messenger RNA, 1305 nt
Organism: Hyaloperonospora brassicae
Lineage: Eukaryota; Oomycota; Peronosporomycetes; Peronosporales; Peronosporaceae
Source: the annotation of a GenBank genome assembly
AUGCGUCGAGGACGAGAGCGCACUGCCAAUCGUUGGGGCCGCCACCGGCGCUGGAUACUGGCGGCACUGGGCGCCUGUGCACUCGGCUUCAUGCUCGUGACCCAAUUGCGUCUGUGGUCAGCUGCGAACUUUGUGGACCUGCGCACGAGCGCCAUUAGCACAGAUAGGGGGGACCCUACAACGAUCGACCGCUUGACGAGGUCGAAAAUCGAUAUACCGACUGAAGCAGUGGACGUCGUGAAGGAGUCGUCAGCUUUGCGCCUGUUUGGCCCCUCGUCGUCUGAGGCCGUCGCGGCAUUGACGCGAAACCCACCGGUUGUUCUGCCGACUGUCGUCGCUCCGGUUGAACCGGUAAGAGCUAUUGCAGCAACACGUACCACAACGCGAACGGCGCCUUUGCUCAACGAUCGUCACGAUGUGGUUUCUGGCUACGGCGCGGCUAUGGCGUACUUGGCCAACUACACGACGCCGGAAGGGUCGAACGAGCAGCUUUUCCUGUUCUUCGUCUGCGGUGAUGAAGAGGGGCGACAGACGGACUGGCGCCGCGUCUGUGUGGACGCAUCAAAGCUGGUGUACGACGUGUUUGCCGCGUCGCCGUCGCACAACCGGUUAGUAACGAUUCACGCUGGCUCGAAGCAAAGCUGGUCGACGCCGAACGCGUUCUUCAAAGACAGUGACUUGAAGGUGAAGAUGGUGCCUGCUAUCAUGCAGUGGCAUGGAGGAAGUCCCGGGGCCAAGCGGGCCACGUCUGGCGUGAUCAUUGACGAAGGCUUGCUAUACGAGCCGCUCCUGCGCUACCUCUUUAAGAACGAAGACGAUCCAGACUCACUUGUCGCGCCGGACAAGAUCGCUACAAAGACGAUUGUCCUGCUCAAAGGCUACAAGCGCUACAGGUCGUACAUGGACACGAUUGCCGCUGGCGGGAAUGCAUCGCUGACCGCCCCGACAGGACCGCUGUUCCUCUUCUUCGUGGCUGGCCGACUGCAAUCCAACGAUCGUCCCUGGUGUCCGUACUGCCGGUAUUCGGAGAUCUCCGUCGAGUACGCGUUCUACGCGUUUGCACCGAACCAGUCGCGGCUUGUUAGGGUGGAGACAGUGGAUUCGUAUGGUGCGUGGAAAAGCUCUACGAACGAGUGGAAGCAGGACACGGGGCUGAUGCUUCGAGGCGUCCCGUGGAUGUAUCGGGCGUCGUUGGACUCUACAGCCCACGCAUUCACCUACGAGCGCAUCGUCGAUCACUUCGAUCGUCCGGACGACUUGCGCGGCGUCUUCCAGGGCUGGAAGGACAACCCCAUGUUGGCGUAA